This is a messenger RNA of Biomphalaria glabrata, 2965 nucleotides long. RefSeq names its product mitochondrial outer membrane protein SLC25A46-like. Lineage: Eukaryota; Metazoa; Mollusca; Gastropoda; Planorbidae. Gene Ontology annotation, biological process: mitochondrial fission; mitochondrial membrane fission. The transcript is spliced from 10 exons. Gene Ontology annotation, cellular component: mitochondrial outer membrane. Bases 81 to 1241 code for a protein of 386 amino acids. The record is from RefSeq and is a predicted model, not a curated record.
GCUUAUUUCCGGUUUAAAUGAAAACAAACUUUCCCCUCCAGUAAGGUCACUUCUUCAGGUUAUUGUCUGUGUUUGUUUUGAUGGGAACUCGUGUAAUGAACGAGUUUGCGCACGAUCCUUCUAAAAAGAGAGAAGACAGCGGUGAAAAUAUUCGUCAAAAACGAGAUAUAGAUGAAGAUUUAGAUCCGUACCCUACUAAUGUCUCACCACCCCAGUCGCAACCACCCGAUCAGUUACAGAAGUUAGCAGGUCUAAGUGUGGGAUUUUGUUCAAUAUUUGCAGAGCAGUUAUUAUCCCAUCCAUGUAUAGUAUUGAGAAGACAAUGCCAGGUUCACCAUUCUGGCUAUUGGUACCACCUUACUCCAAUAUCUCUACUGCAGACUGUCAUCAAUGUACAGAAGACACAGGGUGGCCUGGUAUUGUGGAAAGGUCUUGGAGGAAUGUACAUAGUUCGUGGCAUAAGUAUGGUAUCAGAGACAGUCAUUAGCGAAGUCACAUCCUUACCCAGAGAAGCCUUGCGACAUAGUUCACUGAAAAAGUUGGGUGGCCAUAUUUUACUAAAGGGACUCGUAUUUGCUGUAAUGACACCAUUCUAUGCUGCUAGUCUGGUUGAAACUAUUCAGAGUGAUAUAGCCAGUGAGCGUCCUGGUGUGUUUGAUAUACUGUUAGAAGCAGCAUCUAGGGUUCAUACCUGGGGAGCACCACCAACAUCUCGACAGAUUGCUCUGUGGCACCUGGCACUGCCUACAGUUAUCUUCAGAUUGUCUCAUUAUAUAGUCAACUCUAUAGCUCAGUUCACUGUGACCUCUGCAAUGCAUCUGGAACAGCAGGAAAUAAGGGAACAACCAGGGGAAGUUGGCAGAGAACCUAGUGCUUAUGAAACCUAUUUCCCUGAUUUGCUGGCCACAUUUACUGGAGGAUUGUUGGCAGAUAUGAUAACUUAUCCUUUGGAGACAGUCCUGCACCGCCUCUAUGUGCAGGGCACUAGGACUAUAAUUGAUAACACUGAUACUGGGCUAGAUGUCAUACCAAUAAACACACGCUACGAAGGCUUUCUUGACUGCUUCACAUCGAUUGUCUCAGAGGAAGGGCUGCAAGGCUUAUAUCGUGGAUUUGGAGCUUUAGUCAUUCAGUAUUCAAUUCAUGCUCUCAUACUAAGAUUAGCCAAGUUUGUUUUUGAGAAACUGUCCCUAGAGUUGAAUAGACGAAAACCAAACCCUAGCAGACAUUUACGCCCCUGAAAAAAGUAAACUUAAUGCUCUAAUCAGAAUCAGUCAUUGUAUGAAAAAGCUAAUAUUUAAGCAACCCAUUAUUACUAGUUGGGAAAAAAAGUCAUUACUCUUUGGUUGCCUUAAAUAUGUAUUACCUUCUCACUUCCUUGCGUCAUUCAUUCCUUGCAAGCAAAGAAGAAAUAUGAUCUGUUCAAGGUUUAGUCACUUUUAAGGGACUCCCAAUGCAAGUCUAUUUAGAAAUAUCCUUUAUUUAUUUCAGGAAGUCCUUAUAGUUCUAGUUAAAAACAAUUUAAAUAGCAAGUGGCUGAUACAUUUAUCAGUUUGUAAACAUUUACAGAAUAAAAAUAUGUAUGUCAAACAAUCUUAUUUUUCCUGUUUUUUUCAAGACUUGUUGGUUACAUUUUUGAUAUAAUUCUUGAAAUAGUUAAACACCAAGUUAAGAAUGAAAAGUUGUUAGAAGUUCAUUGUUCUUGUGACAUUUUGUUUGGUUCUUGUUUCUAUAGAUCUAGACAUUGAGCAACAAAACUCGGCUGACUGUUUACUUUUGAGCCGCUACAGAAUUUUACAGAAUAAGCGUUGUUCUUGGAUUUUGUUGUGUUUUUUGUUUAAAAAUCCUAGAAUUGAACUUGACACAUUUUGACAGCAUAUUCUUACAGGAGGAAAACAAUUUAGCCUGUGGUGUAAGUCCUUGGUGGUGCCAUUGUCUCAUGAUCAUUUCAUUCCAGAAGUUGUUGAAUGUAAGAGUAAAUAUGUUUGGGUUGGGCCAGUUUUUGGCUUUGGAAUUUUAUUAUUAUUUUUUUUAAAGCCUGUGUUAAUGAAGCCAAUAGAUGUGUCUGUUUUACUUAGCACUGUGUAGUAGAUGGGAAACUAAUCACUUUCUGGAUUAGUCAUCAACAUUCAGCUUUUAGCAUUCAUUUGUAUAUGUAUGUAAUAGUUUUAAAAACUAGAACUCUAGUUUUAACAGAGAACUUUGUAGCAGAUUGGAAACUAAUUACUUUCUCUCUGGAUUAGUUAUCAACAUUUAGCUUUUAGCAUUGAUUGGUAUAUGUAUGUGAUAGUUUUACAAAUGAUGUCAUGAUAUUAUGGACAUACUGUAGUUGUGUGGGUGGUUUGGGAUGUAGUACUGCAGUUUGCAUUCUAGGAGCCUUUAGUUUGAUCAGGCUCAUAUCAUGAUGAAAUAGUCACUAAUAUUGGGCUCAAUGUUAGAUCAUGGAUUGGGUUGCUUCAUCCAAUUAAUUAGCAGUGUAAGGGUCUCUAAUUAAUGUGUGCAACUAGAUUAACACCAGGACAUGGUUUGACAAGGAAUUAAUAAUGUCUUGUGAAGUAACGUCUGUAAUUUAUUAGAUAAGAAGAUAUGAGAUCUAUUUAUUUCUGAUCAUGUAGAGACCUAUUUUCUUGUGUCUACCAACCAAUUCUUAAUAAUUCUUGAAUUUUAAUAUAGAAGACCAUGAGGUCAAACGUAUUAAUGAUUUAUUUCCCUUGUAUGUUAUAUAGUCAUUGCUGUUGAUAUUUUUGUGCAUGUUUCAUCUUUCAUUAGAUAUUUAUUUGGUCUUUUUCCUUUUUAAUUAACCCUGUAAUUUAUGUGCAAUCAUUUUCAAUGUUGAUUGGUUCUCAUUGUUGCUCGUUAGGUAUUUUUAAAUAAAUAUUUUCAGAGCUUUCACUGUAUAUUAUUUAAGUCUGGUAUGUAACACUGGAAUCAUACUGUACAAUUGUAAUAAAUACCAAAUGAAAUG